Molecule: messenger RNA, 1202 nt
Organism: Phyllostomus hastatus (greater spear-nosed bat)
Lineage: Eukaryota; Metazoa; Chordata; Mammalia; Chiroptera; Phyllostomidae
Gene: LDHC
Product: lactate dehydrogenase C
Exons: 8
Coding region: 103-1101 (332 amino acids)
Biological process (GO): carboxylic acid metabolic process
Cellular component (GO): cytoplasm
Molecular function (GO): L-lactate dehydrogenase (NAD+) activity
Source: RefSeq, a predicted model, not a curated record
CUUUUCUGGGGUUACUGUUUGAAGUAUCUUCUUUAAAGGCUGUGUGUUAUGCUUUCGGGGGGUCUCUACUGAGUUGCGCAAAGCAAAGCAUUUGUUCUCAAAAUGUCAACGAUCAAGGAGCAGCUUAUUGAGAAUCUAAUUAAGGAAGAUAAAACCUCCCAGCGGAAGAUCACCAUUGUUGGAGUUGGUGCUGUAGGCAUGGCUUGUGCUAUUUGUAUCUUAAUGAAGGAUUUGACUGAUGAACUUGCACUUAUUGAUGUCGCAGAAGACAAAUUAAAGGGAGAAAUGUUGGAUCUUCAGCACGGCAGUCUUUUCUUUCAUACUCCAAAGAUUGUCUCUGGAAAAGAUUACAGUGUAUCUGCAAACUCCAAAAUAAUUAUUAUCACAGCAGGUGCGCGUCAAAAGGUGGGAGAAACACGUCUUGCCCUGGUUCAACGUAAUGUGGAGAUCAUGAAAUCAGUCAUUCCUGCCCUAGUCCGUCAUAGUCCUGAUUGUAAGAUGCUUAUUGUCUCAAAUCCAGUGGAUAUUUUGACAUACGUGGUCUGGAAACUAAGUGGCUUACCUGUCACUCGUGUAAUCGGAAGUGGUUGUAAUCUAGACUCUGCCCGUUUCCGUUACCUAAUUGGAGACAAGUUGGGUAUCCAUCCCAGUAGUUGCCAUGGUUGGAUUAUUGGGGAACAUGGUGAUUCUAGUGUGCCCUUAUGGAGUGGGGUGAAUGUUGCUGGUGUUGCUCUGAAGAGUUUAGACCCCAAAUUAGGAACUGAUUCAGAGAAGGACCAUUGGAAAAAUAUCCAUCAACAAGUUGUUCAGGGUGGCUAUGAGGUUCUCAGGCUGAAGGGGUACACUUCUUGGGCUAUUGGCCUAUCUGUGACUGAUCUAGUAGGAUCAAUGGUGAAAAAUCUUAGGAGAGUGCAUUCAGUUUCCACUAUGGCUAAGGGCUUUUAUGGAAUAAAAGAAGAAAUUUUUCUCAGUAUCCCUUGCAUCUUGGGCCAAAAUGGUAUCUCUGAUAUUGUGAAACUUAACUUGAAUUCUGAGGAGGAGGCCCUUUUUAAGAAGAGUGCGGACACACUUUGGAAUAUCCAAAAAGACCUGGUAUUUUAAAGCCUUUUAAUGUUCCACUGUUUUAUACAGCAGAAAAUAACAAACUGUGUAUUUUACAUCUUGAAAGUAUUUUCAUUUAAUCCAGAAAAAACAAAAGAAAA